AUGCUCUCUCUUUCUCGCCAGGCCCUCUGCACCUACAGAACAUAUGCCACCAAAUUCAUCCAGUCGUGCCCAAAACCCACAUACGACACGGGAUGCACACAUUGCCAAAUCCCGGAAUUUCCCCAGGACAAGCAAAUCAACUUCGAGCACAGCUUGAAUGGCACUAGCCCGAUACCGUGGAAACACGUGCUUGUGUUGCUGCAUGGUGUGGGCGAUUUUGCGGACAUGGCGUCGAAAAUCAAUCUCAUUCCUGGGUCCAUGGCCCAGGACUUUGAGAUCUUGAAACGCAACCAUCUAAGUGCCUUGCAUCCUGUCACGCUAUCAAACGCGCUGAUUUCCGGUGAGCCACAAGAUGCAACCAAACGUCACCGCGUCAGAAUUUACCCAGACAACGUCGAAGUGGAUUUCCUGCCACAUCACGUGCAGCAGUUCAUGGAGCACUAUCUCCUCCCCGAAGAAGCCCCGCAAGAAGUGUACAACCCGUUUGUAAAAGACCAAUCCACGUCCAAGACUCGCAAGUUGCAUCCAGGCCUCUUCAAAGAAACUUCACCCCAGAAGGAUUUGGUGCUUAUCUGCGGCCACGCAAAAAGGGAUAUUCGAUGUGGCGUGUUGGCCCCGCUAUUGGAGCAAGAGUUCCUCAAGGUGCUUGAGCGAGAAGGCAUUGCAGGCAAUGUCGAUGUGGGGCUUAUAUCACACAUCGGUGGGCAUGCAUAUGCGGGCAACGUGAUAUUCUUCCCAGCCAAUCCAAGCCGAAUGCCGGUCACGUGGUACGAACGGGUGUUUCCGGAAAACGUGCAAGGAAUCGUGCAGGCGACCAUCAAAGAGGGCAAAAUCAUCAAAGAUUUGUACCGGGGCCAACCUUCCGACCUCUGA
Metschnikowia bicuspidata var. bicuspidata NRRL YB-4993 is the source of this 873-nucleotide messenger RNA. RefSeq lists its product as uncharacterized. Bases 1 to 873 code for a protein of 290 amino acids. The record is from RefSeq and is a predicted model, not a curated record. Lineage: Eukaryota; Fungi; Ascomycota; Pichiomycetes; Serinales; Metschnikowiaceae. The transcript has a single exon.